GUCACGGUUCUACGAAGAUAUUUACUCGGCGUGGGUGCAUUUGGAAUCUUCACUCGUCCACGUGCGUCGGAAAAUGUGCCACACUUGAAGAUUCGGAUUUAACUUUGGCGAAAAUGUGCAUAUAUAAGUGGAGAUUGAUGCAGUAGAGGAAAAAAAUUAAUUUUUAGAACUUUUUUCGUUUUGGAUUAUUUCUCUGAUGUAAACUAAGCUAAAUUGAAAGAAACGAGGAAUAUUUCUAUCGAAUCCGUAAAUGCAUUGACAAUUAUAAUAUCAACUCAAUCAACUUUUACAUAAAAUAAUACGGUCUUUAAUUUCAAAAUUUGAAUAUUUAGCUGACUGAUUUUUAGUUUCGGAAUGUGAAAAAAAUCCAGAAUUUUGAAAGUGAUAAGGUUAUAUUAGAUAGACAUAUUGUGUAUUCAACUUUUAAAAUGAAAAUUUUUCUGUCAAAAGUGUUACUGUUUCUUCUAUAAACUUUUCAAUAGAUAAAGUUUCUGUAAAGUAAACUAAGCGACGGUUCAACGGAAUUAAAAGAAACGAAGAUUGUUCAAUCAAAUACAUCAGUUACAUCAUCAGCUCAAUCAGCUUUUACGUCAUAUAAAUAUUAUACUCAUUGAUUUCAAAAUGAAAAAAUUCAACAGACUGAUUUUAAGCUUUGGAGUGUAAAAACGUUCUGGAAUUGGAGGUGGUAAGGUUAUAUUUUAUGGCAGACAAAGUGUUAAAAACAUUAAAAUGGUUAUAUCAAAACUUUUAUCUUUAAUAUAUAAACUGUUCAACAGAUAAAAUUUCUGUAAAGUAAACUAAGCGACGGCUCAACAGAAUUGAAGGAAGCGAGGACUGUUCAAUCAAAUACAUCAUAUGUUGUCAAUAUUAUCAGCUCAACCAACUUUUGCAUAAAAUUUUAGUGUUUGAUUUCAAAAUGAAAAAUUCAAUAUACUGAUUUGAAGCUUCAGAAUGUAAAAAAAAAAAAAAAAACCGGAGUUGAAAGUGAUAACGUUAUUUUUUCAAGAUUAAAAUCGGCAAAAAAUUUUAAAAUAGUUAUAUCAAAACUGUGUUACUGCAAAAUAUAUAAACUUUUUAACAGAUGAAUUUCUGUAAAGUAAACAAGGCGACGGUUUAACAGAAUUGAAAGAAACAAGAAUUAUCUAUAAGAUACAUAAUAUAUUGUCUAUAUUAUCAGCUGAAUGAAUUACAUAAAAUAUUAUACUCUUUGAUUUAAAAAUGAGAAACAACAGACUAAUGUUGAGCUUCGGAAUGUAAACUUUCCGGAAUUGAAAGUGACAGUGAGUGAUUUGAUGAAGAACAAAGUGUAAAAAUGUUUACAAUAGGAAUAGUUAUACCAAUUGUAAAAAUGUCCUAACAAAUGUUAUUCUUCAACAUAUGAACUACUCAUAUAACUGAAUAUAUUUAGGAAGACAAAUAAAUACUUUUUAGGUUACUACACUUCGUUAUCUUUUAGAAUGAUGACAAGAUAAAAUUUAAAAAUAUUGACAUUCUCCCGAAAAAAACAUAGUAGUGAAGUAAUUUGUCUUGUCUGAAAUAUUUUCUUGCUUACAAAUUAUUGUUAUUUCUUUUGAACUUAAAACUUAAAAUUCUGAUUAUGAAUUCAAAAGCUGAAAAUUUAUACGUUAUGUGAUAGAUUUAGUAACAUGCAUAAGUAUUAGCAAUAGAUGUUUAUUUGGUAGAAUUUUUAAUAGAUAUAACUAAUGAAAUAAAAAAUAUCACAUCAAGACUGAUUAAGAUAUUCAAAAACACUACUUAAAAUACUCGCAGAUACACGAAUGUAUGGGUAAUACUUUUGCAAUUUUAUGUUAAAAAAUGAUUUCGCGCAUUAUGUAACAAUCAAAAUACAGGCAAUUGCACCAAAAGCUUAAAAAUUUUUGAAAAAUAAAGGAAGGAAGAAACCGUUAUUAGAAUUCUAACAAAUGUUACGCAAUCGGUUUCUGUGCUGUCCAUGAUAAUACAGCAGUUUACUUUAAAAGUUGUUUAAAUAACAGCACCACCAUUGCUCUGCAUACAAAAAUGAAUUUUAAUUCUAAAAUUACAGUAAAACAGAACUAACUCUUUGGAAUAAUCUUCGAAGAGAACAAAUUGCAGCAAGAAUUUCUAUCUGCAAAUUUCAACCUCUUACACGUAUUUGGCCAAUAAGAGGGCAGUUAAACUUUUGAACUAAUUCACGCUAACAGUUUGGCUACUUUUAUAUUUGGUCUGCGAAACACAUAUGGACUAGUGGAAAAGUUAGAUCUACUAAGUCUUUGUGAUGAAUGAUUGAAGACGAGUACGAGCACUAACAAGAAUGGAUGAACAAAAAAUAUCAGCUUAUACUUCCAUGACGACUGGCGAAGAUUCCUAAAGCUUUGAUAGGUAGAUUGAAUAAUGCGGAAGAGACUUCAUCUGAAGUACUCACUUAUUGGAACUCUUCUAUUGGUGAUUCUCUCCACGCAUUCAGUUCUUCCCGAGGUAUUUCUUGAAGCCAUGGUAGACAGCAGCGCCAAAAUGCCUUGCAACGUUCUUCAGAAGAAAGACGACACCGUCGAGUUCAUCUUUUGGUACAAGAACGAUGGCGUCACUGCUCUGUACACGCUGGACGCUCGAAGUCGCCCUCUUGGCGAAGCAUCUCACAUUCGAAACGAAACUUACAGUGAUCGAGUGCAAUUUUAUAUUACCGCUGAAACGCCUUAUCUACAGCUGGACUACCUCAGGGAAGAAGACAGUGGGAAUUACUUCUGCCGUGUUGAUUAUCAGUGGUCAGCGACGGAGCUUACGAAAGUCAAUCUAAUUGUUGUUGUGCCUCCAAAAAAACUAAUUAUCAGAGAUGAUUCAGGUCAAGAGGUUCGAGAGUUAGCUGGGCCUUAUCGGGAAAAAUCUGAUAUAUCUUUAUCUUGUGAAGCACAGAAAGGUUUUCCACCACCUAAUGUUACUUGGUGGAGGGAUGGUAAGCUAUGGGACAACACUUUCCAAAAAUACGCAAGUGGAGUUGUCAACGAUUUGAAGUUGAUGAAUCUUAGCCGAUCGGAUAUCUAUGCAACAUUUUAUUGCAAAGCUCAAAACACUCGGCUAAUGGAACCAGUUCUGCGAAGUGUCAUCUUAGAUAUGUACCUUUAUCCUCAAAGAGUCAGCAUCAUCAACAGGCCGACGUCUAUAUCAGCUGGUAAGCGGCUGGAGUUCAAAUGUGAAUCGUGGGGAUCUCGACCUCCGGCAAAGAUAUUUUGGAAACUGAAUGGGACCAUGUUGUCCGACCAUACUGAAACCGUCCAAGACAACGUAACCUCCUCCAUUCUUCGUCUUUUUCCGAAAUUACGCCAUCACAAGUUGGUUCUUUCAUGUACUGCAGAAAAUCCAAAAAUGUUCGGCAGUGGCAUGAUUGAUAACAGAGUGCUCAAUAUCACAUACGUACCUCAAGUGUCUCUUCGCCUCAUUAAGGAGGAAGCUGACCGUCAACCAAAAGAAGACGACUAUUUACGCUUGGUCUGUGAAAUCGAUGCCAAUCCUCUCGUGCUAAAAAUUGGAUGGCUAUUCCAAGACUUGCCUUUAUCUCAUAAUCAAUCUAGAACUGAUAUCGUCAGUGGCAACACACUAGUGUUCAAGAGACUUACCAGAAGGAAUCGAGGACGAUACAGGUGUUAUGCCACCAAUGCAGAAGGCAGAGGAAUGAGUCAAGAACUAACGCUUAACAUAAGUCAUGCUCCCGUGUGUAAAGAAAACCAACAAAUCACGUAUGUUGUUGGUCUGAACGAAAGCGUGACUGUGCGAUGCGAAGUUGAAGCUGUCCCACCGGACGUAACAUUCAAGUGGGAGUUCAGCAACACAGUUCACAAGCACUACAACCUCCAACAUACCAACGAUCGAGUGGUGAGUCUCGCUACUUACAGACCGGUCACGUCAGCUGACUAUGGCACUCUCUUCUGUUGGGCCAAUAAUAGCAUAGGACACCAGCAAUCGUCUUGCUUUUUUACCGUGAUUGCGCCGGCGUGCAAAUUGGACAGCACAAAAGUGAAUGCCUCUAGCCUUUCAAGAGAUGGAAGUGAGAACAUUUGGCCACAUUCCGUGACCACUGCAGUUGUGAUAGUGGCUUCAUCUGUCGUUAUUGUUAUUGCUGUUUGUGCAAUCUAUUUUCGAAGGAUAUAUUUGGAGAAAAAGCAAAGACCGAUGAGGCAAAUUCUAGACGAACGAGUUAGCAUUUGCAGCAGAGUUCAAUGUCACAGCAGUGGGCAACAACUGCACAUUCUCAUAGCAAAAUGAAAUAGUUUCCUGCACGCUCAAGGGAAACUGACGAAAACGGACACACCUUCAAAUGCUCAAACAGGCACAUAAAAAUUUUUUAACUGUGAUGUGUUAAUAAAAAUCUGUACCACUAAAUCAGUACGUGGACCAUAUUUUAACUUGCUGUUAAGUGUUAAGUGAUAUACGAAGAAGACUGUCUUUGACAGAAAGCAGCGACAGAUUUUAUGUAUAUCAUUGUUGAGUAGGAUGUAAACGUGUAUUUAAUAAAAAAU
Uloborus diversus is the source of this 4493-nucleotide messenger RNA. RefSeq names its product hemicentin-2-like. Lineage: Eukaryota; Metazoa; Arthropoda; Arachnida; Araneae; Uloboridae. The transcript has 12 exons. The record is from RefSeq and is a predicted model, not a curated record. Bases 2374 to 4239 code for a protein of 621 amino acids.